This is a messenger RNA of Sphaerulina musiva SO2202, 1953 nucleotides long. RefSeq lists its product as uncharacterized. Gene Ontology annotation, molecular function: protein binding. Lineage: Eukaryota; Fungi; Ascomycota; Dothideomycetes; Mycosphaerellales; Mycosphaerellaceae. The transcript has 3 exons. The coding region runs from base 1 to 1953 and encodes 650 amino acids. The record is from RefSeq and is a predicted model, not a curated record.
AUGGAUAACCAUCCGGGAGCAGUCCUGACCCCAACUUCCUCUCCAAACGGUGCUCAUCUCCCGUCACCACUACCACCAUCACCACCACCACCUCCAUAUAGUCCGAAGCCUGCUGCUUCUGCUGCUCCAAUAGUCUACUCGCGCGACUUUGCCUAUGCCAACAACAAGCCUGUGAUUGUUCUGCCGGCACGCAUGGCCGCUACAAACAUCGCAAACGCCAGCGCGAAGACCUUUGCAGAUGAAGGACGCAAAAGAGCAUGCGCUAGUCACAAGAUGGAGUACUGGGGCGAAAGCCUGUUGAAGAGCAUGUUGACUGAAAGGUUGCGCGAAAGGCUCCUCUCCGGACCCACUGUAGACAUAUACGUAGGAGCGCAAAAGAGAAAAUGGACUCUGCAUCAGAACCUCUUGAUGCACCAUUCUUCCUACUGCGAGCUCGAGUUCCAACAGUCUCGAGAUGAUGUUGAGAAGUCAGAGAGCAGUAGAUUGGAUCUCCCGCACGACGACCCCAUCGGUUUCGAAUUACUCGUCAAAUGGCUAUAUCAAGGCACACUUCAAGACAGCUCCAGCUUCGACACCGAUGAGACCAAGUACGAACACGCAGUAGCUUGCUUCAAAUUGUGGAUGCUCUGCGAUCGUUUCCACAUGAUCAAGCUGAAAAAUCUCGCCAUGGACCAAUAUCGACGCUGUCUGACCGAAAGUCAACUCGUGCCGGAUGCUGACGAGAUUGAUGAUAUUUAUCGCACCAGUCCAGUCCACAGUCCCUUCAGAACUCUGAUGAUCAAGAUCGCAGCACGACAGAUGAUGGAUCCGGAAGUGGAGAGGAGCGCCGAGGCAUAUCGAAAGUGUUUCGAGAAUAAUCCGGAUUUUGCCAUGGAAAUGAUCAGGUCCAUUCGGCAAAUGUCCCAGGGUAUACUUUUCGCAGACCCUACCAGAGGUGAUGCGUGUUCGUAUCACGAUCAUGCGGAUGUCAGUGGUUGUCCUAUGCAAGGCAAAGGAAAGGCGAGAGUGCCGAUGUGUAAGAAAACGAAGAUCAAGACGGAGAAUGAUGAUGAUGGCCAAGGAUCACCAUCACCACCCAUGAAUCAGAAGAACCCACGCGGACAACGAACUCCCUCGCCCUUGGUCCACAUCGAGCUCUCGCCGGCGAAAAAAACGCCUCGCAAGCUUCGAACACCUUUCAAAAUACCUUCUGCGACCACUCUUCAGCUUCAACCAGACUCUACACCAAAAACUCUUCCAUCAAAACUCAACAGCCCAGAAUCUAGUAAUAGCCUCCUACCACCUCACACCCCAGCGAAACGUGCAAUCUCAAACGAUAAUAGUCUCCCCAAAGGAACAACAACACCUCAUCGUGACCCCACGAGCGAAGCGACGCCAAAGUCUCAAAAUAUUCCUCUUCCUCCUAUCAAUAAUAGCAGACAAAUAGACGACCUCUCCCAACAUCAGAAAUCCCAGAGAAAUGCAAGCAAGAAUAAUAUCGACAUGGAGAUCCAGCAGCAUCAGCCUCCCACAUGGCCACCUAGAACGCCAUUAUCCAUGAUCAUUUCAACGUCGCAGCCAGAUGCAGAGAACGCUGUGCGUGGGAACGCAAGCAGCACUAUUACUCCUCCCCCCACUACUAAUACCGAUGAUAAUACUGCUCCAGCGCCACGGAGAGGCAAGUCGGAAUUUAUUCGCGGCACGCCUCGUAAGCUCCUUCAUGUGGUGAAUACUACAUGUACGAUUGGAGAAGAAGUUGAUGAUUUCAGAGGAGGAGGAGGAGGAGGAGGAGGAGGAGGUGGUGGUGGUGGUGGUGGUGGUGGUGGUGGAGAGAACAGUAUGAUCUUCCAUGGGCCACGAAAGUUGCGAGUGAGCAGUAUGGUGAGGAAGAUUAAUGAGGAUGAGAAGCGGGAGAGACGGGCUCCUCCGAAGUUGAGGAGGAAGGGUGAAGCCACAGCAAUAGCAACAGCAUGA